CAUAUGAAUGCAUGUUUACAUCUUACGUAUUCAAGAACCAUUCUACCUUGGCGAUUUAUAUUAUAAAACAAAAUAGAUAAAUUUUCGUUAGUUUCACGUAUAUAAUAAGGUGCAUGUAAACAAUAUUCUUAAUUUGUUUUUCUAGAGAAAGUACAUAGAACAACGGAUUUAGACAUUUUUGCGACAAUGCUACAGUUCACAGUUUCCGGAUCAGUGACUAGCACGUGUCUGGUCGGUCUGGUAGUCGUACUUUUGGCGCACUGGAUGAUACAAAAAUGGAAAUUCAAUUAUCCACCUGGACCUCCUGGACUGCCAUUAAUUGGAAAUGCAUUACAACUUUCUUCUUCUUUCGCAAUUGGCUAUAUAUUUUUCAACCGUUUUCUAGAGCUCAACGGAUUGAUUUUCCAUAAACAGGCGUUUGAAUGGUCGAAGAAAUACGGCCCUGUGAUAACCGUUCGCGCAGGUCCUACACAUAUGGUAAUUGUGAAUACGAUAGACACUGCCUUAGAAGUACUUGUACAGAAGUCUACAGAUUUUGCUGGGCGUAUGUUAACACCAUCACUUGACUUGUUAACAUAUGGUGGGAAGGACAUUAUUUGCAGCACUUACAACUCAACGUGGAAAAUUCAUAGGAAAAUUGCAACAAAGGCUUUACGUCAUUAUAUGCAAGGUGAAGCUUUACAACUGCGCAUUCAUGACGCCAUGGAGACAGCGUUUGUUGAGGUCGACAAAGUAAAAGGAGCGUUUGAUCCUGCAGAAUACAUAAACUAUAUAGUGGGCAAUAUUCUCACUGGAUUAUGUUUCGGCGGAAAGUACAAUUUUCAAGACAAAGAAGUACACUACAUGCUUGAGAAAGAAGAUAUUUUCCUUCAUACGAUUGGAUUCGGAUCUAUAGAAGAUUUCAUCCCGGGACUGAGAUAUGUUUACAAAUCCGACAUCACAAAGUUUCUAGAAGAAUUUACGAAGGAGGUGUUCGACUUCUACUUUUCAAAGAAACUGCAAGAAGCGAAAGAAACAUUUGAUAAAGACAACGUACGCCAUUUCACUGACACACUUAUAUUAGCUCGGAAGGAGGCUGAAGCAGAAGAAGGUGCAAAUGUUAGUGUUUUUACCGAUGAGCACCUCAUUCAAACACUAGGGGACAUUUUCUUUGCUGGUAUAGAUACAACGAGGUACACAUUGAAAGGUGCAAUACUUCAUAUGGUUGCCUUUCCUGAUAUACAAGAAAAGGUUCAAAAGGAAAUAGACAUGGUCGUUGGCAAGGACAGGCUACCAGGAAUUGAUGACCGUCCUAAUCUGAGUUACACAGAAGCUGUGCUAUAUGAGAGUAUGCGUCUAUCAACAGUUCUCCCCUUAGGGGUACAGCACAUGACUAUAUGUGACACUGAAGUUGGAGGUUACAAAAUUCCCAAAGGAACAGAAGUGUGCAUCAACCACUGGGCAUUGCACAACGAUCCAGAUGCAUGGGAAGAGGUCGAGCGGUUUAUUCCAGAAAGAUACUUGGAUGAAAACGGUAAACUUGGGCCUACACCCAAAAGUUGGUUGCCAUUUUCAGCGGGAAAGAGAGUUUGUCUUGGGGAAUUCGUAGCAAAACCGGAGCUUCAUUUGAUCUUCGCAAGUUUAAUGCAACGCUUCAAGUGGAAAAUGGUGUCUGGAAAGUGUCCGAAUAUGGAACAAACUGGAUCUUUUGCCCUCGAAUACCUUCCAUACAAAGUAAUUGUCGAGAAAAGAACAUAGACUUGUUAGUUUGUUAUCUUUGAAAAAAGGUUUUCAUAUGAUAAUGUACAGGUUACUCUAAUAUUUCAAGAAUGUAGUCUCAUUAUAAAUCAUUAACAGUACUAAUAUCAUAUAAUAUCAUAUGAAAUAUACAGGUAUUUUUGUGAUUAAAUACAUCAACAUUCUUAGUUUCUUAUAAGGGAUGGAUUAUCUAUUUUAUAUGAGCAUGAUCUUUUGGGUGAAACCAUGCUAUCUUUACUCUUUAUCAAUAUUGCACAGUAUGUUUAUUCUCAUUUUCUUAUUUGCCACAUUAAAUGAUAAACGACACCUAGCUUCUGAUGAGUUAAAAAGUUGUUUUAUUGCAAUUAAGAAAAUUAACCUAGAAUUAGGUAUGCAGAAUCCAAAAACGACAAAAUUGGAAAUGCUGCACGCUCGGAUUUAUUGAGUCUGGUAAUGGACGGUAAGUACAACUAAAGUCCCUGAAGAACGUCCAAAAACCGGCAAUAUAGAAAAUGUUCCAGGCUCGGUUUAAUUGAGCCUUUUCAUGAAAUUGACAGUGCAAUGUACGGUCUACGCCCCCAAAGCACCUACUUAAGCAGAUUUAAACCCGAAAAUGGUGAAAUGUUGAAUUAAGAAACAUCCGAAAGUCGUGUAAAAAUAAAUUGAAUUAUUCUACAGGUGCUUCGUUAGUUACGCGAUAGAAUUUGAUGAUAGAAAUAGUAAAUUUGUGAGGUAUAAUACAUUCAAUAUUACUAAAUUAUGAACAUUUAACAUUAUUUUUCUCUGAGUAUUGCAGCAUUUACUUUGAAAGCUUUUAAAUGUUCUAGUAUUAUUCGGUAUCGUUCUGUUUAAUAUAUCUUAUGAAACAUUUGCAAGCUGUUUUUUAUUAUAAUGAGAUUUUAUUGUAAUUUUGUUGUAGUUUAUUUUUCCGAAGGAUCACUUUAUUCCAGAUUUUCAUUCUAAGAUCUUGGAAUGGAAUAUAAAUUUUAUAAUUUUUUUUACAUUUAACUUUUAGGUCCUAUGAUUUAAGUCAAAAUGGCCUCAUCUGGGUUUUGUAUUUCAUUGGCUCAACACAAACUAUUUGUUAACAUAUUUAGGAUGUUAGCGCAAGUAACUGUUAGAACUAAAUACCGCUUCAGUCCUGUGAAUUCUAUUUGUUAGAAGUCGUUAU
Messenger RNA from Ruditapes philippinarum (Manila clam), 2887 nucleotides. RefSeq names its product steroid 17-alpha-hydroxylase/17,20 lyase-like. Bases 187 to 1737 code for a protein of 516 amino acids. Gene Ontology annotation, biological process: hormone biosynthetic process; progesterone metabolic process. Gene Ontology annotation, molecular function: steroid 17-alpha-monooxygenase activity; heme binding; iron ion binding. NCBI's taxonomy places the organism in Eukaryota, Metazoa, Mollusca, Bivalvia, Venerida, Veneridae. The record is from RefSeq and is a predicted model, not a curated record. The transcript is spliced from 11 exons.